AUGGAUCGAUAUCUACGUAACCGCUGGCAGUCGCCCAGUCGCCCAGUCGCCAAUCGUCCGGGGGAUCUACCAUCGUCUUCGAGAAAGGCGAGAGAUUUUCGAUCCGUCAAGAUCCGAGUCCGGGAACUGCGGGAAGGGGUCAUCAGUAGCAGGAUGCAUCUUUUGAGAUCCAUGGAUAUAAUUUCAAAAAAGGUUCUUGCAGUGCAGCAGCUCGUUUCAAACGGCUUCUUGCACAUGAACAUAGGCGGUGGACAGAUUGGAGAACAUUUUCUAGCUGGAAAAGGUGAGUCCAAACAGUAA
Paracoccidioides brasiliensis Pb18 is the source of this 300-nucleotide messenger RNA. RefSeq lists its product as uncharacterized. Bases 1 to 300 code for a protein of 99 amino acids. The transcript has 2 exons. The record is from RefSeq and is a predicted model, not a curated record.